Messenger RNA from Acanthisitta chloris (rifleman), 516 nucleotides. RefSeq names its product blue-sensitive opsin-like. Gene Ontology annotation, cellular component: photoreceptor outer segment; membrane. Gene Ontology annotation, molecular function: G protein-coupled receptor activity. Gene Ontology annotation, biological process: G protein-coupled receptor signaling pathway. NCBI's taxonomy places the organism in Eukaryota, Metazoa, Chordata, Aves, Passeriformes, Acanthisittidae. The record is from RefSeq and is a predicted model, not a curated record. The transcript is spliced from 2 exons. The annotation marks the transcript as partial.
AUGCGGGAUGAGCUCCCGGAGAAUUUCUACAUCCCCAUGGCACUGGAUACUGCCAACUUGACGGCUCUGAGCCCCUUCCUGGUGCCGCAGACCCACUUGGGCAGCCCCGGCCUCUUCAGGGUCAUGGCGGCCUUCAUGUUCAUGCUGAUCACCUUCGGGGUGCCCAUCAACGUCCUCACCAUUGUCUGCACGGCCAAGUACAAGAAGCUUCGCUCACACCUCAACUACAUCCUGGUCAACUUGGCCGUGGCCAACCUGCUGGUGGUCUGCGUGGGCUCCACCACUGCCUUCUACAGCUUCUCCCAGAUGUAUUUCGCUCUGGGCCCCACGGCCUGCAAGAUCGAGGGCUUUGCGGCCACGCUCGGAGGGAUGGUGUCCCUGUGGUCCUUGGCUGUGGUGGCCUUCGAGCGUUUCCUGGUGAUCUGUAAACCCUUGGGCAACUUCACGUUCCGCGGGAGCCACGCCAUCUUCGGCUGCAUCAUCACGUGGGUCUUCGGCCUCGUGGCCUCCGCGCCA